AUGUCGUUUAAGGACUUCCCAUUUUUGACUCCUGAGGAGUUUUCCGAAAUAUGCCAUCAUUUCGAUAGCCAGUAUUGCCGUGCUACCUUGGGCCCGAUGCGACGGCGUUGGAAAAUGAGGGUAUGCACGGCACUUGAUACAUCAUUCGCCUCGGGCGUUGAAUACACUACUUAUUUGCAAAUCAUCCGGCCACUCGAGGCUACUUUGGACUGCGGCGAUCUCUCAUCCGUUCUGGAUAAUUUUUCAUUUGGCGAUGGUGCUUCGGAAAAGGAUGCUCUGGGACUGGGUGAUGAGGCCAUGAUUGAUGCUGAAGAAUCCGACGAGGCUGCGCUCUCCAGGUCACACGUUCCUGAUUCCGGUCACGUCGUCUACGAAGUGCACUGGCAUCCCACAUAUCGGAUGCCUUGCCUGUGGUUCACAUUACACGGACUGCCAGCCGACGAGCCUGCAUUCAACCUUGACACUGUCUUUCGAAGACUGGUGCCCGAUCAGUUCAAGGAUGCUCUCCGACGGUCUAGCGGAAUUGGAGGGAUCUCCGGCGACCACCACCCUCUCACGGGAUUACCGUCAUUCUUCAUCCAUCCAUGCCUUCUCGGUGACGCCAUGUCGGGUUUCAACUGUUCCAAGGAGCAGUACAUGAUGCUAUGGCUCGGCCUGGUUGGCGGAUGCGUCGGGCUCUGGGUGCCCAAAGAGAUGGCCCUGGAUCCAACCGGCUGA
Molecule: messenger RNA, 717 nt
Organism: Colletotrichum paranaense
Lineage: Eukaryota; Fungi; Ascomycota; Sordariomycetes; Glomerellales; Glomerellaceae
Exons: 3
Coding region: 1-717 (238 amino acids)
Biological process (GO): macroautophagy; protein modification by small protein conjugation; protein lipidation
Cellular component (GO): intracellular anatomical structure
Molecular function (GO): Atg12 transferase activity
Source: RefSeq, a predicted model, not a curated record